Messenger RNA from Schistocerca gregaria, 2792 nucleotides. RefSeq names its product fizzy-related protein homolog. The record is from RefSeq and is a predicted model, not a curated record. Gene Ontology annotation, biological process: anaphase-promoting complex-dependent catabolic process; positive regulation of anaphase-promoting complex-dependent catabolic process; positive regulation of ubiquitin protein ligase activity. NCBI's taxonomy places the organism in Eukaryota, Metazoa, Arthropoda, Insecta, Orthoptera, Acrididae. Bases 660 to 2183 code for a protein of 507 amino acids. The transcript has 2 exons. Gene Ontology annotation, molecular function: ubiquitin ligase activator activity; anaphase-promoting complex binding; protein binding. Gene Ontology annotation, cellular component: anaphase-promoting complex.
ACCAUUUCAGUGGAAGCAUUAGAAGACUUCUAAGGCGUUUUAUUGCUCGCUCCAUAACGAUACAAAAAGCGGUCAUUGUGGUGUUAUAAUGAACUCUACAUUUUCUGCUGUACACAAUUUCAACUCCAGAGGUAUGCACAAAUACAGACCGCAUUCUUAACAUCCUCUAAAAGGAGAUUAAUUUCCCGUGAAUCGAACGUAAACAACGUAAAAGCAGACACCCAUUUGCUAGCGCGCCGCAGGCUCGCAGCUGUGAGUGUGACGUCGUCGUAAAGAUAACAACCGCUAGAUGGCGAUAGCGGCGGUCCGUACGGCGACGCGAACAGCAUUUGUUUUGCUUCCUUGUCUGGCAGACGCAGCAGCUGUGCUGCGUGUGUAGUGCAUUGGGAACAAGCGGAUGUGUGAUGUAGAUGUGCAGCAGCGUGUCAUUCUGUUUGUAUUCUGUGUUCAGGAUGCUUGAGGUCUAGAAGAGUCCGAGUUGUGGUAUAAUAACAGGAUAGACGUUCGUCAUAUAGCCUUCACGUUAUGAAUGUGAAUAAUUCGCCUGCUGCAGCAGACUACAUGAAGUGUCUAAUUACCACAUCGAAUGAAAGGCGAACCAUCUGACAGAACCAAGACGUCAUAAAGGAACGAUUUCGUUUUCUGAAAAUAAGCCAACAAUGUUCAACCACAGCUACGAGAAACGACUCUACUGGGUACCUGAUAAGAAUACUGUGUCUCCUUUGAAGUCUUCGAAUGCUGUAAAUGACUGCAGUAAAGGUGAUGCCACAAACUGUAUAGAGUACGGAUUGCAACGCUUUAGAUGUGUAAGAGACACUGUUGAAGUUUCUUGUGGACCCGACCGAUUCAUCCCACGCCGCACUAGAUCAAGUUGGUACACUAAGUUUCCUAUGAUCUCAAAUAAUGAGCGACCAGGAUUGUCUUCAAGGAGGAGAAGGACUCGGGAAGCCGGUGAGUCGGCGAGAGAUGUGGAGACAUACACUUCUUUGUUAAAAAAUGAACUGCUGGGGUGUGAUAUUGAACGCAUUGAAAAUCGUUUGGAAGAAAGUGAAAAUCUGCAACCGCUGGAUGGUAAAAAUUUAUUUCAGUAUUCAUCACCGUGCAAGGGAAGAUCUAUGUGUGAUGCUUCACGAGUGUCGUCCUAUUCUUUAUCACCUGUGAGUGCCAAAAGUGAAAAACUUCUUAACUCCCCCAGUAAAGUUACUAGAAAAAUACCGAAAAUUCCAUUCAAGAUUCUGGAUGCACCUGAGCUGCAGGAUGACUUUUAUUUGAAUUUGGUUGACUGGUCAUCUCAGAAUGUACUUGGUGUUGGUCUUGGCAGCUGUGUAUACUUAUGGUCUGCAGGUACAGGUCAAGUCACAAGACUUUGUGAUCUUUCAGCUGAUCAAGACUCCGUGACAUCUGUUGCAUGGAAUGAAAAAGGUAAUCUGGUAGCAGUGGGUACUCAUCUUGGAUACACUCAAGUAUGGGAUAUCAGUGUUAACAAACAUAUAUAUAAAACACAGUGGCAUUCAGCAAGGGUGGGUUCAUUAGCAUGGAAUGGUGACAGCCUCUCCUCUGGUAGCCGAGACAGGCUUAUCUUGCAGCGUGACAUACGUACUGCUGGUACAGUGCCUCAAAGGAGUCUUGUUGCCCAUCGGCAGGAAGUUUGUGGUCUGAAAUGGUCUCCAGAUAAUCAGUAUCUGGCUUCUGGAGGGAAUGACAACCGGUUACAUGUAUGGAAUUUACAUUCCUUGUCUCCGUGUCAGACAUACACCGAACAUAAGGCUGCAGUGAAAGCAAUUGCUUGGUCUCCCCACCACCAUGGACUACUUGCUAGUGGUGGUGGCACAGCUGACAGAUGCAUAAGAUUUUGGAACACUCUUACUGGACAGCCAAUGCAGUCCAUAGACACCUCUUCCCAAGUUUGCAACUUGGCAUGGUCCAAGCAUUCUUCAGAAUUUGUCAGCACUCAUGGAUAUUCCCAAAACCAGAUAUUGGUUUGGAAAUAUCCUAGCUUGACACAAGUUGCAAAAUUAACAGGACAUUCAUACAGAGUUCUUUAUUUGGCCGUGUCACCAGAUGGAGAAUCGAUUGUUACCGGUGCAGGAGAUGAAACAUUGAGGUUCUGGAAUGUGUUCAGUAAGACUCGAUCUCAAAAGGAGAAUAAGUCCGUCCUGAAUUUAUACGCAAGUAUACGAUAAUGUACAGGAAAAGAGAGAAGCAAACUGUGUUCCCUGGAGCAGAAUAUGGGACCAUGUUAGUUCUAGGAAGAAAAUUUUUUUACGUGCAUAUUUGUGUAUUUGAAGUUCUUCCCAUUAAGUUUUGCGAUUAAAACUGUGGGACAAAUGGCUGCUAAAUUCCACUGUAUGUGUUAACCUACUGAUGCUAGUCCUUUAAUUCAGUAUUUGGUAAAUUGAACAGUUAGAUUUGUAUCAUUUUGCUGCUGUACUUUUCCUCUGGUUUUUUAUGGGUUUUGUAAGUGGUUCCCAUUGUUGUAAAAUUCCUGUUUUGUUAAUUCUUUCAAAUAAUUAUUCGUGUUAAAAGUAUAAUAUAUUGAAUUAUUUGCAAUAAUACUGCCUAUGAUUGAAUACCACACAUGUACCUAUCCCUUUUGUUACUUAUUGUCUCUAGAAAGGUUGCAGAGGUUGCCUUUCUGCGUGGAAAGAAGUUGUACUUAAAAUUGGUGUUUUUAUGAUAAUAGGAGAUAAAUGCAAGCAUCCAAUUUAAUAGAAUACUGUCUCAUAUUUCGCAAGUAUGUUACAUAGUUUUAUUUCUUGGUAAUAAAACACUGUGUCUACAGGAGACAGAGA